AAAGAAACAACCAUUCACUUCAUAUACCUUGUCAUUUCUCCUCCACACUCUCUCUCUCUCUAUCUCUCACUCAAUCUCAAAUCCUCCUUACAACUCUUACCUUCUUAUUUUGAUCAUCAAACCCCAUCUUAAGAAAACCUCAAAUUUUCUCUUUCUCUUCUCUCUCCAUCUCCUUUUAACCUCAAAAUUUAGCUUCUCCAUAUUUUAUCAUCAAUCUUUCUCAAACAAGGACCUUCUAGAUAUAGUCCUUUUCUUUAACCUACUUACAAACACAAGAACAAACUAAAAGACCUAGGGCCAACAAAUAGAAGAAGUGAAAAAGGGAGACAAACUAAUUGUGGCUGUUCUUGUAGUUUUCUUUUGAUCAAGGAUAUAUGGAGCUAUUCCCAGCACAACCAGACUUAUCUUUACAAAUCAGCCCUCCAAACAGCAAACCAUCAUCAACUAAUUGGAAGAGGAGUACUAAUAAUAGUACUACUGAAGAUGAAAUGGAUUUAAUGUUUUGGAGAAGAGCUUUGGAAUCUAGAAACUCCAAUACCUCUUCACUCUCAAAAUCUCAUGCUAAUAAUAAUAAUAAUAAUGCUUCUCUAUUUGAGCUUUCUUUAUCCAAUCCUAAACCUACUCCUGAAUUUAAAUCUGGCCCUUUUCAUCACAUCCAAAACACUCACACCAAUUUCAUCCACUCUUUACAGCAAAACCAUCUGCUUCAGCAGCAAAACCAAGGGCUUAACUCAGAACUUAGUUUUUUGAGACCUAUAAGAGGAAUUCCUGUAUACCAUCAAAACCCUCCUCCUCCUCCUGCUUCACACUACCCAAUAUUUGGUCAGCAAACUUUUGACAAUACUAAUACUGCAGCUACAUUACCUAUACGUUCUUCUGGUUGUUGUAUUAAUAAUAACAAUAACAAAACAAUGUCUAAUUCCUCAUCGUCAAGAAUCCCUUUUCAGACGUCCCAGCAAUAUCAUCAUCAAGCUGGGGUAAUGCGAUCAAGAUUUUUGUCAAGAUUUCCAGCAAAACGUACUAUGAGAGCUCCACGGAUGCGCUGGACUAGCAGUCUUCAUGCUAGAUUUGUUCAUGCUGUUGAGCUCUUGGGUGGCCACGAAAGAGCAACACCCAAGUCGGUUCUUGAGCUUAUGGAUGUGAAAGAUCUCACUUUGGCACAUGUUAAAUCUCAUUUACAGAUGUAUCGGACGGUUAAGACUACCGAUAGAGUAGCAGUUCCAGCUUCUUCAGGCCAAUCAGAGGUAUUCGAUAAUGGGUCUUCUGGGGAUACUUCAGAGGAUUUAAUGCCUGAAAUUGAAAAUUCAAGGAAGUCUGAUUUAUCUGAGCAACAAGGCAGAAAUAACAAUAUGCAUCUCCAAGAUAAAGAUUACCAUGGUCUUUGGAGCAACUCUUCAAGAGAAAGUUGGCAGUUGCAUGGCAAACUUGGAGACUACCCUGGGAACAUGCCAUCUCUUGAGAAAUUACAGCAUAAAGAGAUGGAAGGAAAAUGCUUAAGCUAUGAUGGAAUAUCAGGAGAGGUGAGCUCAUCAAGCAUAACAGAGACAAGUCCAAAAAAGAAGCCUAAUCUGGAGUUUACUUUGGGAAGACCUUCACAGUAAAAAGAAAAGAAAAUCUCUGCUACUCAUUUUGAAAUCAUUACUAUAAUCUCUGACAAGGGAGCUUAGCUAGCUGGUUUAAAGAAAAGAAAAGUAAAGAGAAUCAGGUAAUCCACAAAAACCAGAGAAAAGCAAAGGAAAAGAGAGCUAAAGAAAGACAGGAAGAAGGAAAAGGAGAAGGGUGUGACCUCUGAAUCAAACAAUAUGUUAUUUUAUUCCCUUUCUAGACUUAGUGAAGAAUAUGAAAUCUCAUUGAUUUUGUGUAUUAUUAGACUAGUCAUUAGAGAGAGAAUGAUAGAAGAGGCUUUUUCCCUCUCUUUUUGUAACUAGUUUCUAGGAAGUGCUCUUUUACCCUGAUAAUUGUAUGACGCACUUAAAGAAAUAUAUAAAUAUUUGGGACGGCUCCCCAUAUAUUUUGACAAGAA
Messenger RNA from Nicotiana tabacum (common tobacco), 2023 nucleotides. RefSeq names its product putative transcription factor KAN2. Gene Ontology annotation, biological process: regulation of DNA-templated transcription; abaxial cell fate specification. Gene Ontology annotation, cellular component: nucleus. NCBI's taxonomy places the organism in Eukaryota, Viridiplantae, Streptophyta, Magnoliopsida, Solanales, Solanaceae. The record is from RefSeq and is a predicted model, not a curated record. Gene Ontology annotation, molecular function: transcription cis-regulatory region binding.